Messenger RNA from Abrus precatorius (Indian licorice), 1223 nucleotides. RefSeq names its product protein THYLAKOID ASSEMBLY 8-like, chloroplastic. The record is from RefSeq and is a predicted model, not a curated record. Lineage: Eukaryota; Viridiplantae; Streptophyta; Magnoliopsida; Fabales; Fabaceae. The transcript is spliced from 3 exons. Bases 97 to 879 code for a protein of 260 amino acids. Gene Ontology annotation, molecular function: protein binding.
UUGAAAAUUUUGUGACAUUUCUUUCCAAACAGUGCCAUAUUUAGUACCGUGCCCCAGCCCCCAUGCUUAUGAAUUUCUGAAGUAGAGUGAAGUGUGAUGGCGUGUCGUUCCUUCGCAAAAGCAUGGAAAAUCCGUCAUUUGGCUUCGGUAAUGGUGGGAGAUUUUAUGAGAAUCAGCAAUCCCGUAAAACACGCUUCAACUUCAUUGCCUCUGAGACCCUCCAUUGCGGUGUCAGAAUGUAACUCGUUCAAAACGACGUCGUGUUUGAGACAGUACCACGACGGAAGGCCCAGAGGUCCCCUUUGGAAGGGAAAGAAGCUCAUUGGCAAAGAAGCGCUCUUUGUGAUAUUGGGGUUGAAGAGGUUUAAGGACGACGAAGAUAAGCUUCACAAAUUCAUCAAAACUCAUGUUUUCAGGCUCUUGAAGAUGGACAUGAUCGCUGUUCUCACUGAACUCGAACGCCAAGAGCAAGUUUCUCUGGCUCUUAUGAUGUUUAAGGUGAUGCAAAAGCAAGAUUGGUACAAGCCUGAUGCAUACAUUUAUAAGGACUUGAUUAUUGCAUUGGCAAGGUCUAGAAAAAUGGAUGAAGUGUUGCAAUUGUGGGAAAAUAUGAGAAAGGAGAAUCUGUACCCUGAUUCUCAGACUUAUACUGAAGUUAUAAGGGGCUUCUUGAAAUAUGGAUCUCCUGCGGACGCGAUGAAUGUGUAUGAGGACAUGAAGAAUUCUCCUGAUCCACCGGAGGAGUUGCCCUUCAGAAUUUUGUUGAAAGGACUUCUGCCGCAUCCUCUUUUGAGAAAUAAAGUGAAACAGGAUUUCGAGGAGAUUUUUCCUGACGCAAGUAUCUUUGAUCCACCGCAAGAGAUAUUUGGCGCACGCUAAGCUUCUCCUGGGCACCAUGGUACAUUUUGGAAGGAGCUGGAUUAUAAAAUGACUGCAGAAGUACGAGUUGAGGAUUGGGGUGCUGCGAUCAUUUUCGAACUCUAUAUGCAUUGCAUGUUUAUGGCCGGUUAGGUAAUUUAUUGAGGGUUUAGACUUACUGUUUACUAUCUACGAGUCUUCUCUCAAGGAAGAUAAGUUUUUGGUAUUGAAACUGAUUGAAAUUCACCCGGUUGAAAAGAUCUUAAUGCUCUUCCAUCAUCCAUGUCAACAAUGUACAAAUUGUCAUCAAAGGAAAAGAAAUUCGCAUUAGUAUUUUUGCCCAACAGUCUUUUGAUGGAUGUAUG